Penicillium atrosanguineum is the source of this 996-nucleotide messenger RNA. RefSeq lists its product as uncharacterized. NCBI's taxonomy places the organism in Eukaryota, Fungi, Ascomycota, Eurotiomycetes, Eurotiales, Aspergillaceae. Gene Ontology annotation, cellular component: replication fork; Rad51C-XRCC3 complex; Rad51B-Rad51C-Rad51D-XRCC2 complex. Gene Ontology annotation, molecular function: ATP-dependent DNA damage sensor activity; ATP hydrolysis activity; crossover junction DNA endonuclease activity. The coding region runs from base 1 to 996 and encodes 331 amino acids. The transcript has 5 exons. Gene Ontology annotation, biological process: reciprocal meiotic recombination; DNA repair; meiotic DNA recombinase assembly. The record is from RefSeq and is a predicted model, not a curated record.
AUGAGCAUCAACAAAGACCUGGGUCUCGACAGCCAGGACACGCUGCCUGUGGUCUCCAUAUCGGCCUCGCAGUCUCUCAACGCCUCGGCAUCUGCCAAACUCCCGAUAAGCACGGGAUUGGCGCGUCUGGAUGAGGCCCUUGAUGAUCUGGACCAGGGGCGCGCGGGCAUCCUGCGCGGACAGGUGGCCGAGGUAUUUGGGCCACCAGGCGCGGGCAAGACCUCAUUCGCUCUCAAUAUUGCCGCGCAAGCAAUUCGCGAUGGCGGAAAAGUCGUCUGGAUCGACACGGGCUCGCCCUUACCCGCCCACAGACUUCAGGCAAUGACAUCCAACCUGGACGGCGUGAUUCAUUUCCGGGCACAUACGCUCCCACACCUCUUAGCACUCCUGAUGCGGCCACCAAAGGGGUUCCCGCCUGAAGAAACCUCCCUCAUCGUGAUCGACUCAGUCUCGUGUCUCUUUCCGUCUUACUUCCCCAAUGCUGUAGAGCUCAAAGAACGUCUAACUCAAGGCAAAAUCACCGACAAAGCUCAGUUGCAAUGGCUUCUGAAUCGGAAGUGGAAUGUCGCUAGCGAGUUGGCUACACAUCUCGCACGUCUCGCGGCUCGCAAUAUUGCGGUGCUGGCUGUUAAUCAGACCCAUACUAAGAUCAAAGGCCAGCCGCGCGCGACACUGCAUCCUGUUAUAGCUGGCGGGGCUUGGGAGACUAAUAUGCAGACGCGCAUUGUUUUGUAUCGUGAUCUUCCGGAUGCGAGGUUUGCAGAGGUUACCAAGCGGGGUGGGAAGACGAUACCUAUUCGAACGCCGGAGUUGAUUGUGCAGUUUCGGAUCGAGUCGGACGGUCUCCACGAGGUGGAAGGAAAAGACGAGAUCAAAUCUCCCGACCCUACACCCAGCCGCAAGCGCAAAGCCGAGAAUGAAAUCGCCGACAGCCAAGAUGAAGACUCAGAAGGCGAAUACGAAUGGUUGGAAGAAGCCUCGCUCGACAAUAAUUAA